Messenger RNA from Thalassophryne amazonica, 4281 nucleotides. RefSeq names its product phospholipase C, beta 2 (gene plcb2). Gene Ontology annotation, biological process: lipid catabolic process; phosphatidylinositol-mediated signaling. The transcript is spliced from 33 exons. Gene Ontology annotation, molecular function: phosphatidylinositol-4,5-bisphosphate phospholipase C activity; calcium ion binding. The record is from RefSeq and is a predicted model, not a curated record. NCBI's taxonomy places the organism in Eukaryota, Metazoa, Chordata, Actinopteri, Batrachoidiformes, Batrachoididae.
UUAUUGAUUACACAGUAACAAGGAGAGAAGGGACAAAUCUUGAAGGAACAACAUGAAUAAGAAAAGAUACUUUUUGCAGCCUCCAGAGGUCAAAGAUUACCUCGUUAAAGGAGAGAGAUUUACCAAGUGGUCAGAGGACUCAAACAAAACUGCACCGGUCACUAUGAAGAUGGACCCCAAAGGUUUUUAUCUCUACUGGACGACACAAAGCAAGGAGACAUCGUUCUUGGAUGUUAUGACCAUCAGAGACACCAGAACAGGAAAAUAUGCAAAACUUCCUAAACAACCAAAAGUCCGCAACGUGUUCAAUAUGGAUUUUCCGGACAGCAACUAUCUUGCUAAAACCCUGACCGUCGUGUCAGGCCCCGACAUGGUGAAUCUGACGUACCAUAACUUCUUUGCCUCCAAGGACAAAGUGACGCAGAACUGGGCAAACGACAUUCUUCAUAUUGCUUACAAUGCUGCAAGAAAUAACGCGUGCAGACAAGUGUUCCUGGACAAAAUGUUCAUCCGCAUUUCUCUGCAGACCAACAAAGAUGGAAAGAUCCCCGUGAAAAAUAUUUACAAGAUGUUUCCAGCGGAUAAGAAGAGGGUGGAGAGCGCCUUAGCAUCAGCACACCUUCCCAAAGGAAAGUAUGACACCAUCAAGCCUGAUGUGUUCACUGAGUCUGCCUUCAAGACCUUCCUGAUGAACCUCUGCCCUCGGCCUGAGCUCUACGAGAUCUUCACGUCUUAUUCCAACAAACCCACCAUGACAAAGGACAAUUUCACCAAGUUCCUCAACGAGAAACAAAGGGACUCUCGGCUGAAUGAAGAACUGUUUCCUCGUCUGCGCCAAGAGCAGAUCAAGGCUCUGAUCGACAAGUAUGAACCCUGCAGCUCGAAUUCGAACAGAGGUCUGAUUACUCCAGAAGGUCUGUUGUUCUACCUGAUGGGGUCGGAGACAUCAGUCACCAUGCAGGACAGACUGGCCAAGUGCCAGGACAUGACCCAACCCAUACCCCACUAUUUCAUCAAGUCGUCCCACAACACGUACCUGACAGCUGGCCAAUUCUCAGGUGUGUCAUCUCCGGAGAUGUACCGUCAGUGCCUGCUGUCCGGCUGUCGGUGUCUGGAGCUGGACUGCUGGAAGGGCAAACCUCCAGAUGAAGAACCCAUCAUAACUCACGGCUUCACCAUGACAACUGAAAUACUAUUCAAGGAUGUAAUCGAGGCCAUCGCUGAAAGCGCCUUCAAGACCUCUCAGUAUCCUGUCGUCCUGUCUUUCGAAAACCACGUUGACUCGGUCAAGCAGCAGGAGAAAAUGGCCAACUACUGCAAAACCAUAUUUGGCGACGCGCUGCUGACGGAGCCACUCGACAAAUACCCCCUGAAGCCGGGUCAGCAGAUCCCCAGCCCAUCUGAGCUGAUGGGAAAGAUCCUCAUCAAAAACAAGAAGGGCUGCCACGAGAAGCCAAACCAGGCUAAAAAAGCUGGCACGCUGCCCUCUGACCAGGCCACGCCCACCCAGGACUCAAACGCCACCAUUCAGGACUCCUCCCCCGAUGCAGCACUGAACACCCUGGAGAACCAAGGUGAGGGAGAUGCAGCUGUGGAGGACAAUGAGGAACAAGAAGACACAGAGGAACAGGAUGAGGAGAAAAUGAAAUCAUCCGACGAGGGCACAGCUGGACAGGAAGUGACGGCCUACGAGGCCAUGUCAUCGCUCGUCAACUACACCCAGCCCAACAAAUUCAUCUCCUUUAACAAUGCCAAGAAGAAAAACAAGAGUUACGUCAUUUCAUCAUUUGUGGAAACCAAAGGAGAAGCAAUGAUUGCAAAGACUGCCGUGGAGUUUGUUGAAUACAAUAAGCGACAGAUGAGUCGGAUUUACCCCAAAGGAACCAGAAUGGACUCGUCCAAUUACAACCCACAGCCCUUCUGGAACGUAGGCUGCCAGAUGGUGGCGCUCAACUACCAGACAAUGGAUUUCCCCAUGCAGCUCAACAUGGCUCUGUUCGAAUUCAACGGCAGGACGGGCUACCUGCUCAAGCACGACGUCAUGCGGCGCAUGGACAAGAAGUUUGACCCUUUCUGUGACCGCAUCGACACGGUGGUAGCGAGCACCCUGAUCAUAAAGAUCUAUUCGGGACAAUUUCUGGCGGACAAAAAUGUGAAGACUGGGGUGGAGGUGGAGGUGAUUGGGCUCCCAGGAGACCCCAAGAAGAAAUACCGCACCAAGUGGUCCACCACACCCAACGCCAUUAACCCCAUGUGGAACGAGGAGCCGUUUGUCUUUGAGAAGAUCUUGCUCCCAGAAAUGGCCUCUCUAAGAAUCGUUGUCCAUGAAGAGAACGGUAAAUUCCUUGGACACAGGAUCAUACCUCUUGACGCCAUCCAGUCAGGUUUCCAUCACAUCUGUCUAAGGAGUGAGAGCAACAUUCCGCUGACGCUGCCGGCUCUCUUUGUGUACCUGGAGGUGAAGGACUACAUCCCCGCUGCCUUCGCAGAUUUCACAGAUGCCUUAUUUAACCCGACGAAGGGCACAGAGAAGAACACAAAGCCCAAAGAGUCGUCUUCUGACUAUGUUUCUCCUUACGAGAUGCCUCUUGUGGUUCAAACCUCCAAUGAGAAUGCCAGAAUUAAAGACACUGCAGUGCCUCCUACAGAAAAAACAUCAUGUGAACUCACUCCACCUGCUGACCCUGAUGCCCAAAUGUCCCAUUCUGCACCAGAAACCAGGACAGAAGAAGCUGAAGAAAAAACUGAGAACACACCAGAAACUACGACAGAAGAAACUAAAGUAGAAGAUGAGAACACACCAACUUCACCACCAGCAGCAGAUCCUCCUCAAACCCCUGAAGACUCAACAGCUGAAACAGCUUCUGCUGAACCCGAGGAGCCUGAGCUGGAAGCAGAAUUCUGCCCUGAGCUUGAUGAAGUUCCUGCAGAAGAGCCAGACAGUGACUCCAGCAAAAACCCUGACCCUGGUUUAGACACAGAUGCAGCCAUUAGUCCUGUGGCGGCUGGAGAGGAGCCGGCUGGUGUGUCUGCACCCGAGCCUGCAGGAGGAGACGACUCCUCUUCAAACCAUGACGACAUCUCCACAGUGACAACUGAAGAACUGACACAACACAAAAACUACCUGAAGGUCAUCAGGUGUCAGGAGAGAGAGAUGAAAGAAAUGGAGAGAAAGUUUCAGAAAAAAACAGAAGAUCUUCUGCAGAAACACUCUGACUCCUUCAAGGCCAUCAAGAAGAAGACCUCUGUGAAGAAAAAACAGGGAGGAAAUGCACCAGACUCUGGAAUCAGCACAGAACGUGCACAGGAACAGAAAGAAAGACUGCAGGGGGAGCUGCAGGCACUGUGGACCGAACGGAAUGAUCAGCUGAAAAAGAAGAAGGAGCAACGUGCCACAGAGCGACUGGCCAAACUGUUGGAGAUGGCUGCCGAGAGACACAGCAGUGAGCUGAAGACUCUGGAGAGUGAAUCUAAAGAAAAUAAGAGGAAAAAACUCUCAAAAUGUUCAUCCUCAGAGAAAGCAAAGAUGAAAAAAUCGAUGAGCAUAGAGAUGUUGGACGAGACUCUACAGUCAGAGCCGUGAAGGUCCCGCAAUUACGAUCCUCAGCAAGAGGCUCUGCUGAAGAAACAGGCGGCGACGCUGGAGGAGAUCAAAGCUCUGACUCAUCAGCUCAAUCAGGAGGCCCUGAAGGAACAUGAGCAGAAGAUGAGGUCCCUGGCGGUGGAGGUGAUGGAGGCAGUGAACGUCUGUCUGGAGGUCCACUUCCCCGAGCUGGUGGACCAGACUGAGAGCAAGAAGGUGGAAGGAGUUGGUUUCUAUGGAGACGUCUUCUUGGGUUAGGCUUUUUGUUUCAUUGUGCCUUUAUGACAUCACAGUUCAGCUCAGUUUGGAUAAAUAUCUUCUUUUCAUCUUAUUAUCUACAGCCUAAACAUGAUUAUUCCAUUAACACUUUGGGAAAUUUUAAACUGAGUGGAGCUGUUCAUAGUAAAAAUGUUUUUUUAUGAUUUUCAUUUUCAGGCUCACGAUACCAAAAAUAUUCUACAAUAAUAAUAUUCAUCAAUGCAGAAGGGUUUGCAGCAAAAGUCUGAAGUUUUCCUAUAAAAUUAAAUAAUGUUUCCAAUGAAUUAUAUUUUUGGUGACUGGUACCUGUGUUCAGUAGUGAAAUGAAGUCGCUGUUAUAAUUCCUUUGUAUUUGUUGAUUUUAAGCUGAAAUAUCUGUCCGGCCCAUUUAUGUGAUCAGCACUUGUUUCUUUGGUAGAAAACAUCAUGUAUCUUGAUGU